This is a messenger RNA of Cuscuta campestris, 3372 nucleotides long. NCBI's taxonomy places the organism in Eukaryota, Viridiplantae, Streptophyta, Magnoliopsida, Solanales, Convolvulaceae. The record is from the annotation of a GenBank genome assembly.
CUCCACCUCCACCACCAGCAUCAUCAUUAUACACCAUCAUCAUCCAUCAUCUCCUUCAUCCAUUCCUCCCUCUCCAUUUUCUCUCUCUGUCGGCGAAACAAAAGGAAAAGAAAAGAAAGCUUAAACUCCAUAGUUGGUUCAAGGAAGAAGAAGAGGAAGCAACAAAUCAUCUAAAGUUCUAAAAUCCUGAGUUCAAACACAGCAGCCCACUUCUAGGAACAUCCGGAAGGUAUCGUAGAGAAGGUUCAGCAUUGGAAUGUUGAAGUUAGUGAGUUAAUCGUCGGAAUCGUGUUCAUCGACAUAUUCAAAAUUCUGGACAGCUACUUUCCCUUGACUUCAAGUCCGAUUUACGCUAUCUUACAUAUGUUAAAUCGAAAUACUUUCUAUACGAAAGUUAUAGCCUUACAUCUUAGGAAUCCACAGAAUCAAACGGUUUACAAUUCCGUCAAGAAACAAUGGAGAUAUGCCCAAAAUACCGCAGGCUGUCCAGUUGUGACGGAAAUGACAAAGUUGGCGAAUUUUGAUGUUGUUUCCACUCCCGCUCAUCCGUAAGGUUUCGGCCUAUGAUUUCCAGGUCUGUACCUUUGCGUUAGACAUGUCGAAUCAUUCAUCACAUACAUACAUGAACAUAUAUGUUAUUCCAUAUGUUAAAACCAUUCCAAAAUAUACAUGUGAUACAUAUAUAAGUUAUCUAUAUGUUGAGAUCAAAAUACACCAAAUCCAUAAAGUUAAUAUACAAAUAAGUAAAUAUAAACUUUGGAAAUCAACCCAACAAUAUGUAUAUGUUAAUCAAAGGUGCUUAAAAGACUUAAAGAAGUAUUUUGGACACUCAAAAUAUCAAGAGAAAGAUUCGCAGACCCAAACGGUCGACGCAAACGAUCGACCGUCGCGUUAAACAUCGAAAUGGACCCUGACUGUCAGACAAAUGGUCGACCGCCGGUGGCCAACGGUCGACCGUCGCCUGCCCAGCCGAGAAUCGCCGUCGCCAUCCAGUCAACAACGGUCGACCGCCGGUCAACCACGGUCGACCGUCACGGUUUUCCGCCAGCGCGACGUAAUGAAGGUCGAGGUCAACCAUCGCGCCAAACGGUCAACCGUUCCGAGCCUCGUAGCUUAAUUAAAUGAUAUUUUUAUCAGAUUUCACCCAAAUAAAAUAAACGUGAUGUGCGGGACUUACUAGUCCGACAUCACCCGUUCCGGGCUUAGUGUACGUACAUGGUAUUCAGGUUUCGAGUACCACCCCUAUUUUUCUAGUCUCACCUCAUUCGUGAGACUAAGGCCGCGUGAGUUCGUCGUACCAAAUGGGCGAAUCUCAUAGCGCAAGGGUGUCCUUGCAAGUUAUAGGAUCAUGCAUCAUGUUAUCAUCAUCAAGUACAUUGAUUACAUAGGUGUCAUGUAAUCAUCAUCAAGAACAAAUAUAUUGAUUACAUAGGUUUCAUGUAAUCAUCAUCAAGAACAAUUAUAUCUAUUACAUCAGUGUCAUGUAAUCAUCCUCACGAACAAGCAAAUUGAUUAAAUGUGCCAUCAUUUAAUUAUCAAUAAAUAUUUAUCAUCAUGAAUCAUCAAAUUGAUCAUAUGAUAUAAUGUGCCAUAUCAUGAAUAUUAUUAUACACCUUGUGGACGUAUAUAUAUGUAUAUGUAUAUGUUUGUUAAUUAUUCUAGAAUUCUAGCGUGGUACCACUCAGCGGUUUCGCUGAGCGUGUAGUUUGUAUUUUCCGUUGACUACACGUAGGUAACAAGAGGACAAUGAAGGAACCACUCCCGGAGGGCAUUGAGUCAGAGGAGAUGCAAGGAUGGUAGGCAAAUGUUUGAUCAUCAAAGAUUUUAAAUGUGUCAUGAUUUAAUUAUUAUUGUACUUCCGCAUUACUCUGAAAAUAUUUUUAAAUGGGUCGCGAUCCAGAGUCUGUAAAUUUAAUAUUUAUAAGUAAUUGUCAUUUUCAGAUGUCAAGCGAAAUUUUUAUUUAACUCUCAUUUCACCUUAAUUCGUGUAAUUCCGGGUUAUACGGAUUGGGGUGUUACAUCAAAGGCCGUACCGGUAGGAAAUUUAUUUCCGACGUCCCCCAAAGUAUCCGGGGAUGGAAGGAAAAAUUUGUUUUCAUUGAGUUUCCCCCGUUUGUCACUCCAUUGGCCGGUCUGAAAUGGAACGACCAUCUUCUAAACCAUGAGUAUACCGUGCCGGAUUCCUCUCGUGAUCUUGAAGCGAGUCUCGAGAUCCUUCUUCGAGGCGACCCGUUAAUCGGGAGGAAGUUGCACUACGGGAGCUGGGUCUGGAGGGUCGAAUCGGGUGGUGAGGGUACCUCCCAGGCCCAUGAAGCAGCGGGGCACGGGGUACCCUCCCCGGGCAACACUGCAGAGGCUGAGGGCAACUCCCACCUAGACAUGGAGUUCGAGGAAUUCGCCAUUCCUGACGACCAACCAGCGGGAGAGACCGGCGGUUCUCAAGGUGCUUCCGCCAAAACUUUCACGGUCCAACUAGAGAUCGUGGAAAUCCACGAUGAGGAAGAGCCUGAAGAUGACCGGUCCAAAGGGAAAGGCAAAGAGAAGGCCGAUCGCCGGACCAAGAAGGUGACCACUACCCAUCCCUCUUUCAGCAAGAAGAGGCAAAGAGCGGAUCCUAACACAGCUUCCCAAUCUGUUGAGGAAGCCUUCAUUUACGUCGGUCUGAAACUGAAAGAGGUUGGAAAAAUCGAACCCUUACUGCGGACCGGCUGGGGUUAGGCUCUCCUUCAGAACUUGACCGGCUGAAGAAGAAGAAAGAGGAGAUGGCCCUCAUCUUGAAGAGUCAAGCAGAUGAGCUGAUUAGGCUAUCAGGGCUGGUCGGGGCGAUGAAAGAGGAGAUCUCCCAACUCAAAGAAGAGAAUGGCCGGCUGAUGGACAAGGUGUCUGAAGCCAAGAGGGAUGUGGCGGAGAAGGAAGAAACUUCCCCAAGCGUCAGCCGCCUGGGUUGAAGAAAACAAAGCUGACGCUACCCGGGUGCUCACGGCGACUCCAGAGGCAACCAUGGAAUCCUUCAGGAUGCUGUACCGGGAACCUCAAGGAAAGAAGAUGAUCACUGCGAUUGGAUCGUUUGGAUUCAAGAGCGGUCAGAAGAAGGACCAGAUUGCUUCUCACCGGGUCUUGCUGAGAAGAGACCCAGAUUUCAGCGUUGCCUCCUACGGCCUGGAUCCCAUCCCAGAGGAAGAGCCUACUACCCCCUUCUCCUUAGACUAGGAUCUCCUCGACUGCGCCCGGUUGUUUCAAUUUGUCCCCUUUUAACAACUCUCAAUUUCCCCGGGUAUGCCCGAUGUAUUUUGUAAACAUUUUAGCAUUCAACUUUUAAUGUUUUUAAUGCAUGUUUACUUUUCCACCCGGCCAUAGUGGUUUUCUCUCUGA